Messenger RNA from Gasterosteus aculeatus aculeatus (three-spined stickleback), 4497 nucleotides. Its product is annotated as TSC22 domain family protein 1. The record is from RefSeq and is a predicted model, not a curated record. NCBI's taxonomy places the organism in Eukaryota, Metazoa, Chordata, Actinopteri, Perciformes, Gasterosteidae. Gene Ontology annotation, biological process: regulation of transcription by RNA polymerase II; positive regulation of cell population proliferation; negative regulation of apoptotic process. Gene Ontology annotation, cellular component: nucleus; cytosol.
CCUCCUCCUCUGAGACUGACAGCGCGGUAGCUGCUCACCGGCAAUGAUACAGCAAACCCGGGCUCGGUAAGACACGGCGAGAUGGACUUAGCGGACACUUUCUACCACUACAAAGACGGAUAUUAUUUAGACACAUUCGUCUGAUGAAAAACAACGGAUUUUAUUCUUCCCUAGGAUUAUUUUUGUUUCGGGAAAAAGGGUACUCAGUGUCCCGGGAGAGGAAUUGAUGCCGCGACUGGUUUCCUGCGACAUACACCGGUCGGCUGAAAAGCCCUCACAUUCACUUUGAAGACCACCCGAGUACAUUUACACCAUUCUCAGCGAGAGCUAAACACGUACAAGUACACGUAUUUGUUACACUGACAUAACCAACAUAUUCGUCUUAAAUAGAGAGGAGCUCUGCGAGAACGCGGCUAAUCGCUACUGGCGACCCCAUUUAGCUUCAAGCUAACCAACGGCUAGCUCAAUUCGCCGUUCUUUGUUUAUUUCAUUAGAAUCAUUGAAAACGGUGUUUUUAAUCCACUCGAAGCUAUACAACACGCUUGGCCUUAAAGAGCUGCGCCGUGUCUACGCCAGUGUUUCGGCGUAACUGCACACGGAGACGUUCAGCCCCCAUGUUUAAAGGACAUAAAUUAUCUUGACUUGUCACUUAUGGCUCGCUAGCGUCGCGGUACCGCAGCUGACCGGGCUAGCUAGCAUCCGCUGCGGCUAGAAGGCAGCGACAACAGCCGCCGACCGGGCCGUUGGUGACUCAUCGACGGCCGGGAUGAACCACCAGGACCCCUCCGCGGACCCGCCGGGGACCGGGAGUCGGAAGACGGCUUUCCACUACAGGAGAGGUAGCAGCGGGGCGUCCGCCUCCACCGCGACCGACGACAAUCCCGGCCAGGCUGGUUCCAACUCCCCCGGACCCCACCAGCAGCCCCAGUCCCAGGCGGCCAGCGCCCAGCAGGUGAAGAAAAAGAGCGGCUUCCAGAUAACAAGUGUGACCUCGGCUCAGAUCAACGUGAGCGGCAACAACAGUCUGGCAGAUGACACUGAGAGCUACGAUGACAUGGAUGAGUCCCACACGGAGGACCUCUCCUCCUCCGAUAUGCUGGAUGUCUCCGUGUCCAGGGCCACGGACACCGGCGUGCCGGAGCGCAGCUCUUCGGACGAGACUCUCAACAGUCUCCACGGGGUCGACACCCCGGGGAUGGUGUCGCCCAACGAACCUCUGCGCCCUCAUUCCGUCGGCCAGGGGUCUCAGCAGAACACCUCCAUGGUAAACGGGGCCGUGCAUCACCAUCAUUAUUAUCUUCAGCAGCAGAACCAGCCUCACCAUCACCUCUCUGACAGCUUGGGAGGAGGUGAGUCCUCCGUGGCAGCUCUUCCCGUUGCUCCCGUGAGAAGCUCCAGCCCAUCUGUGGCUUCCAGAGCCGCAAAUAGCCAGACACAGAGGCCGUCAAUGCUGGAAAGCUGUGAACCUUUACCCGCGGUGGUGGGCGCAGUCGCUGAUCCACAGCUUAACAUUUCUAAUGUGUCUGCUGCCGCUGCAGUUCCUCCCCCUGGGCCCGCAGGUUUGGACAACGUGGCCGCGACUGGGCACGCGGCUUCGGUUGGAGGAGGAACAGGCCCGUCUGCCGCUGCCCUCAGCACUCAGUCCCAGCACACGCAGACUGCAACCGGCUCUCGUUUCAGGGUGGUCAAACUAGACACCAACUCUGAGCCGUUCCGCAAGGGGAGAUGGACGUGCACGGACUAUUAUGAAAAGGAGGUUCCACACGCAACCACGUCUGAGGCACCAAAAAGUGUCGAGGUGGCUAUGGAGACAGAUCCUGGUAACGUUCUGAUUAGUCAGGGCACACCCGCCGUUCAACCGCCGCACACGCUUCAGUCCUACCAGCAGCCGAGCCUGGACUUCACUAGUCCGCAAGCCAUGCAGAGCCCCCCACAGGGACUGGCCCAAACCGCUCCCGUGACCUACGUUUCACCCCAUGAGGUUGUGGGCGGGGCUUACCUGCAGCAACACGUGGCUCCUGCCGCGCUCCCUACAGCCCCACCACAGACCGGGGUGAAUCAGCCUCCCGCUGUAGUACCCCAGCAGUUGCCCUAUACCUUGGAUCCCCAGCCGGCUCAACCCCAGGGAGGUUACUCUGCACCUCAGUUACACGCGGGGGUCAUAGGUCAGGGAGGUGUCCGACAGCCAGACUUCAUUCAGCCCACCGCCCCAUUCCAGACCCAGGUCCAGCCUCCUCUGCCGCAUGUCCAAAUGGAAAUCUCCAUUUCACCAGUUCCAGGGAUCACGGCGCCGACCAGCUUCACUCAGCAAGGUCUGGUAGCCCCCCCCGGCCAGGCAUCUUUUCUAGGACCGCCAAAGACCCUCCCAACUCAACCACAGCCACAAGCCCAGCCCCCCUCCACAGCUAGAUUUCCGGCAGCGCUCGCCCACGGGACCCACUACACGCCUUUAACUGCUCUGCAAGCUGACCUCCAGCCUCUCCUCACCCAUGGCGCGACCCUCCCUCAGGUCCCCGGGGGAGGGAGUUCCAUAAGAACAUCCCAGCUGGAGGAUGCUGGCUUUUCCCUCGGCUUGCUGGGCUUUCCCAGACUAGGGAUGACGGCGGGCAUGGAGGUCGGCGGCGCUGCUGGAUCACUGGCCCACAUGGCGAUGUCGGCCGAGGCCAGUGCCUUCAUGGUUGCUGCCGCUGCAGGCCUCAGGACUCAGCACGCCGAAGGAGACGAGGAUAGCUCCUCCGGCGCGAGUGUGGUGGCCAUCGACAACAAGAUUGAACAAGCGAUGGACCUGGUGAAGAGUCACCUGAUGUACGCCGUGCGUGAGGAGGUGGAGGUGCUGAAGGAGCAGAUCAAGGAGCUGAUCGAGCGCAACACUCAGCUGGAGCAGGAGAACAACCUGCUCAAGAACCUGGCCAGUCCCGAGCAGAUGGCCCAGUUCCAGGCGCAGGUGCAGACCGGCGGCUCCCCGACCGGCACCGCCCAGCCUCCGGUUCCGGGCCCGGUGCCUGUCGGCACAGGACAAGCCCCCCCUCCCUCCCAGAGCUCCGGCACGUCUGCGUAGCACGUCUGCGUAGCUGCACCGUGCAGAGCCCCGUGAGGAUGAGAGAUGGGAAGGAUGGGUGGAGAUGGAUGGAGAAGGUGGAGGAGGGAGAAAUCACGCUGAGGGGAGCGCACACUUUCAACCGGAGGACAAACUUUUCUUUAGUUGCACAUUUCAUUUAACUAAAAGACUUUGGAGUUGCACGUGUGUGUGUGUUGGCUUUCAUUACCUGCUCCAGACAUCGGCCCAAUGAAGGCGGAGCCGACAGGAACAAACAGCCGACCGUCGCAGCCGCCGCCGUCGCCCUUUGGUGGAAGGAGCUGAACUCCGGGUGGGGAGGGGGACGCCUUCGACACCCACUCCUCCUCUCAACCCGUCAGCCCAAACCACACCUGUUUUUUUACUCCGCCUGUUUCUUUUUCUUCCUUUAGUACUUGGGUCCACGCACUUUUGUUGAAAACAUUCAGAAACAGGGACCCAUCUGGAAUGGAGUCCUCGAGGGUCCGGCUCACAUUUUUCUUCAUCGUCAGGCGAUGACGUGCCGUCUUGAUGUUCUGGGUUGAGUGGAAGUUAUAAAGAAUAAUGACAUACAUGGGGUGUGUGUGUGUAUGUAUGUGUGUGCAUAUAUAGUAUAUAUAUAUAUAUACAUAUACACACAUACAUAUAUGUGUAUAUAUUUUCUGCGCCUCGUGCACUUUGAGAACCCUUUGUUCUUGUGGAGGUUCUCGUCCACGCCCUCAACGCACCUUCUCGGACGGAGCGUUAAACAUUUACGCCAGGAAUCAAAGUUACUUCCUUUCUAAGGAAAGGUUUGUUUUUGUCUGUUGAUGUUUCCACCGUUGUAAAUGUAAUUUAAUGUCCAAGUGAUGUGUGAGAAAUAAUUGACAAAGGCAAAAACAAGUAGGACACGACCGUUUCUGGGUAAUUUUGUACAGAUUAAAAGAUUCCAAUGAAACUGCCAAGUGCCUGGUUUCUAACCAUAGAUACAUAUAUACCAGCUUUUUAAGUUGUUUAAUUAUGUAAAUAUGUGUACAUAUAAAUAUAUAAAUAUAUAUAUCUAUCUAUGGUUUGCCAGGUUUUGAACUACCUGUGAUGUCAUCACUCAGGGUGGCAACGCGCGAGGACUGUUUACCUCGACAACAAGAUGCUGUCUCAGCGACAGGCGGACUCGUACUGUAUGUGAAGCCGCCGCCGCUGGAAUUCAAACUAUCCGGAUGGUUUUAACCUUUUGCGGGACGUGUCAUAUUGGUUUUGUUUCUAUUCUCAUGAAUGACGGUGGUUUAUUUUUGUUGUCUUUUGUACAGCCAAGUGUUUUGAGUUGCUCGUUACACGAUAGCAAGACACUAAGAUGCCUAGCGGAAGUGUGUCGGUGUUUCGUGCAUGUUCCUCGGCCCGUCUCAAAUGUGACGUUAUAAUUGCACUAGACAGUUGCACCUCAAAUAAAAAAAAUGAAAACAUUC